AGCCUAGAAAGGAAGUUGGGGGAAAAAGAGUUUUGCAACCAUUUUAGUUGACGUGCACCCACCACCUCCGCCUCCUGGAAGUGGGAAUUGGGAAACCGGGACGGCCGGAGACGGCGGCGACAGAAGGGAGGCGGUUGGCCAUAGGAGAAGGGAAGAGGAAUAAUAGCAUACAGAGAAAAAGAUUCUUUUGGAGGACCGGGAAAUGGGUUUUGACAGUUUGACUCGUAGCUAUAUUAUUUGUUUGGUACAAUAAUAAACUCAAGAAGAAAGAAAAGAAGCCCUCGUUUUCUUUCUUUUCUCCUUCCUUCCUUCCUUCCUUCUAGUUUCCUCUGUCUCAAUCAUAGUUCUGUGCUUUGCUUUCCGUCUGCAGUUUAACCUCUGUAAUUUUCUAUACCAUCGGACACCUAAACCCAGGAAAAGGUUCAAAUUUUGAGUGCAGCGGCGAUCCUAAUUCUUGAGCAGCACUGCGAACAUACUCCUUCCUCUCAUAUACAGAUAUCUUCCUGCUUUGUACAGUUUCCACUUAGGUUUUCGUAUUUUCUCUUCAAGGGCAAAGCUACAGAGUUGGGUUCUCAGCCUUUCAGCUUUCAAAUCCCCUGAACUAUGCGUCCUGAUUAUUGCAGUGAUUGCUGCAAGCUUUUCCGUCGUCUUCUUGAAAUAGGUUGUCCUGGGGACAGCUCUUCUUAUCAUGGCGUUUGAUCAGUGUAACUUCAUAUCUCGAGCUUGCUUCUGAUCAUCUGUUAUCGAUACUUCACUGGGUUUACCUCGAAGUUGUCCGCUUUCGACUUCUAUACCCCUUGAUUUCGUCCUUCGGAUUAGUUGCAGCAAUUUUCCAUAACUUUGUUUCUAGACACUUGGUUAACAUGAUUGAAUUAUAGGCUUCCUAUGUCAAUCGCCUGUUGCAUUCCGGUAGUGGAAUGUGUCUACUGUCUGGCAUGUGUUCGCUGGGCAUGGCGAAGGUGCAUAUACACUGCUGGCUAUGAGAGCGAGAAUUGGGGCUUAGCUACUUCUGAAGAGUUUGACCCUGUCCCCCGCCUAUGUCGCAUAAUCCUUGCAAAUUAUGAAGACGAUCUUCAUAAUCCCAUUUGGGAACCACCCGGAGGUUAUGGUCUUGAUCCUGAUUGGAUGAUGGUGAAGAAGAAUCAUGAACACACGGGUGGCAGGUCCAGUCCUUACUUGAUCUACAUCGAUCAUAAGAAUGCUGAUGUGGUGUUGGCCAUUAGAGGGCUGAAUUUGGCUAUUGAGAGUGACUAUGCCGUUUUGCUCGAUAACAAGCUUGGACAGACUAAGUUCUGUGGUGGGUAUGUGCACAAUGGCCUACUGAAGGCAGCCCAGUGGGUUUUUGAUACAGAAUGUGGAGUUCUCAGGGAGUUGAUCGAGAAGAAUCCAAAUUACCGGUUGACAUUUGCUGGACAUUCCUUAGGUGCCGGGAUAGUUGCAUUGAUGACGAUUUAUGCCCUUCAAAAUCGAGGUAGAUUAGGGAACAUAGAGAGGAAGAGAAUCAGAUGCUUUGCUGUGGCUCCUCCAAGGUGCAUGUCCUUGAACUUGGCUGUCAGAUAUGCAGAUGUUAUUAACUCAGUUGUGCUUCAGGAUGAUUUCUUACCUCGUACAACCAUGGCUCUGGAAGACGUCUUCAAGUCACUUAUCUGGUAAAACAAUAUUUCCCUUGUCUGCUUUGCAUAAUGUGCUUGAAGGACACUUGCACUCUUGAAGAGAAGGUGCUUAAAGAUCCAAGGAGGCUAUAUGCACCCGGUCGCCUGUAUCACAUUGUUGAGAGAAGACCCCUCAGGAUAGGAAGAUUUCCUCCAAUUGUCCGGACAGCAGUCCCGGUGGAUGGGAGGUUUGAGCACAUGGUUCUGUCCUGUAAUGCAACUGCCGACCAUGCCAUUAUCUGGAUAGAGAGGGAAUCUCAGAGAGCUUUUGAUCUAAUGCUGGCGAAUGACAGGAUGAUGGAGAUUCCAGGGGAGCAGCGGAUGGAGAGAAAGGAGUCUCUGGCACGAGAACAUUCCGAGGAGUAUGAAGCAGCUCUUCAGAGAGCCGUUGCUUUGGACAUCCCUCAUGCACAGGCAUCGUACGGGACAUUUCUCGACGCAGAAGAAGGAGAAACCUCUGGGGGCAGCUCAUCAGGGACUGCUGCAGCUGCUGCUGCAACUUCGUCGUCCUGGUCUUUCGGGAAAAUGAGGGAGAGGCUUGAUAGCUUUGUCGAUCGUAUGUUCGAUGUAGAUGAAUUUGGUCACAUGGUGUUUAAGAAGUCUGUCCCGUAAAUAAACUAGUAAAGUAAAACUACUUUGCCUGGCUUCGUUUUAUUCUACCCAAUCUUUAUUUUGGUGUGUUCAACAAGC
Messenger RNA from Linum tenue, 2342 nucleotides. The record is from the annotation of a GenBank genome assembly. Lineage: Eukaryota; Viridiplantae; Streptophyta; Magnoliopsida; Malpighiales; Linaceae.